AUGAAGUUCUUCUCCCAGGUCCUGGCAACGGUGGCGCUAAUGACGAUCGGCGCUACUGAAGCAACUACCGAGGGCUGGGAGAUUUAUCGGCUCGGCAAGACGUAUGGCGAGCCCCACGGUAAUUUUUUCACGGAUACGGUGUUUGCCAAGUCCGGAGAGGCUAUUCAUUCCGUCACGAUUCGCACCGGCGAGCGCGUGAACGGCGUUGGAAUCGAAGUUACGCCCCCGGGAGCGGGACGAACCAGUGCGAACCACGGCGGCAACGGCGGCUACCCGCAAACGAUGAAGAUGCAGCUUGGUGAGCGCAUCCAGUGCUUGGAGGCCCUCUGGGGCCCGUACCAUGGCCGCACGCGCAUCAGGUACAUCAAGAUCACCACGAGCCGAGAAAGAGUCGUGUCCAACCCCGACAAAGCCGUCUGA
Messenger RNA from Phytophthora sojae, 420 nucleotides. RefSeq lists its product as hypothetical. Bases 1 to 420 code for a protein of 139 amino acids. NCBI's taxonomy places the organism in Eukaryota, Oomycota, Peronosporomycetes, Peronosporales, Peronosporaceae. The transcript has a single exon. The record is from RefSeq and is a predicted model, not a curated record.